AUGGCUGGCCACAAGCUGCGCGUCAUGGAGACGGGAUUCUUUGCUUUGCUGCAGAAGCUCGAGGCUCGACCUGAUUGGCAAGAGAAUCAUGACUGGUACAAAAAUGUCCGCGAGGACAAUAUUACCCCACAAACAUUGGAAAAUGCUGAUAUAAAACUCACACCAUUCGAAAUUGCAUACAAUAAAUGUGUUUUCCAAAGUCAAAACAAUGGUACACCUUACAACAAAUUUCUAGGUACAGCCGACUUAGCUUGUGGAAGCUCAGGUGAACUCUGUAAUGAAUAUUUUGCCCCUCAAGAAACACCUCAAUCUUUUUUGAUGUCAGCUCAACAUACAGAGACUUUGAAAGAAAAUCUCAACCAAAAUGAACAGAAGAAGGGGCGUGCUCUUAUAAAAACGAGAGAUGCUGGAUUUAUGGAUUUUCCAGGUAGUGGAUCUGAGCCUGAAGUAGUAUCUGGAAAUUGCCUAUAUCUAUUUGAUCCACAAAUGGACCAAGGUAGGAACACAAGUCCAGAUCUCACCUACUCUCACAAUUGUAGGCGUCCUAAUGUUAGAAACAUUAAUGGCCGUGAUAAAUCAUUGAAAGCAAUCAUUGGUCGCCAGGAGAAGGCAAUAAGGGAUCUGCAUGCUAAACUUUCUGAUGCUCUUCAAGUCAUUAAACAAGCUAAUCUUAUGAACCCUGAGCUGAUGCGUGAUCUUUCUGGUGGUGAAAAGACUGGUGAAGCAGAAGCAUCCUCUAUAAACAGAGAUACCAGUGUAUUUGAUCUGGUUGAUAUUAAGAAGGUACUUUUAGCAUCUUGUCUUACAGUACAAACUUUCAACGGAGUGUUUUAG
Messenger RNA from Frankliniella occidentalis (western flower thrips), 834 nucleotides. RefSeq lists its product as uncharacterized. Lineage: Eukaryota; Metazoa; Arthropoda; Insecta; Thysanoptera; Thripidae. The coding region runs from base 1 to 834 and encodes 277 amino acids. The transcript is spliced from 4 exons. The record is from RefSeq and is a predicted model, not a curated record.